Messenger RNA from Python bivittatus (Burmese python), 1815 nucleotides. It is a transcript of the gene SPC24, whose product is annotated as SPC24 component of NDC80 kinetochore complex. Lineage: Eukaryota; Metazoa; Chordata; Lepidosauria; Squamata; Pythonidae. Gene Ontology annotation, molecular function: microtubule binding. Gene Ontology annotation, biological process: chromosome segregation. Gene Ontology annotation, cellular component: Ndc80 complex. The record is from RefSeq and is a predicted model, not a curated record.
GGCUCGUCCGCGAACGGGGAGGGAGGGAGGUCGCACGAUAUGGGUUCUCACGUACACGCGUUCGAAGCCCGGGAGCGGGAAAUCGACGCUCGGAGCUUGGUAACAGUCGCCCCGAGUUCAGCCUUUCAAGCAAGCUGGGACUGUGGCGGCGGCGGCCGCGAGAGAGCCUCACUGGCAGCGCAUAGCAGUAAAGGGCUCGCUUGCCUGCUGGGCCUCCUCCGUUAUCCUGCCCUGUUGUAGUCAUAGCAGACUUCGUCUUGCCCAUAAGAAGCCCUUUUUAUUUAUUUGUUUUGGUUGGUUGGUUGGUUGGUUGGUUUAUGUAUCCCACCUUUCCUUCAGAAGCGCCUGAAGGUGAACAUAGUGCUGCCUCCUCCUUCCCCCCCCCCCCACAAUGACGACCCUGUGAGGUAGGUUGGGUUGGGAGAGAGCGACCAUCCCAAAGUCAUUCAGCGGACUGGAACCUUGUAUGAAAUACUCCAAAAAUGAAAGAAAGCCACUUCAACGCUCUGUUCCUGCUGGGAAUCAACGGUCCUGCUCCCCUAGAUGUGUAUCCAAGGAGCAAAAGGUGGUGUGCAUAGCACCCUCUUCUCCAUUUAUUGUCAACAACAAUCUUCUGAGCUUGGCACUUAACCUGCAAUGGCUGCCCUCAGGGAACGAAUUGAAGAUAUGGAAGAAGUGAGCAAGGAACUGCUCAAAUUGAUGACAGGGGGCAAGGCGAUGGACAUGCUUAAGCACAAUCUGGCCCAACAGGAGCAAAUGAUUGACAAACUCUUGGAUACCCAGAAGACCACAAAACAGCUGAUCAGAGAGCUCAUGAUUACUGAGGAGAAAGUUGCACAGAGACUUUCUGACAGGGAAGAAGAGUUGAAGGUGAGUAUCCAAAAGCUGCAGAAAACUGAAGAAGAAUUGCUUCAGGCAAAUGAAAAAGAUGAAAAUCUGAGGAUCAAUACUAAUGAAUUAAGAAAACAGCUGGAGACAUUGAGAGAAGAAAGCAGACAGCAGCAGCAGAACGCAGCAGAAGAAGCUGACAGGUCUACGUCAGCUACGUAUCUUGUACAUCUUUAUUACCAGAUCUGCCACAUUGACUGGGACUAUUCCUGUGAGCCAACCCUGAUCAAAGGAACCCAUUAUGGACCAGAUAUUGCUCAAUCUAUUAACCUCGACAGUAGCCAGCAUUCUCCCUGCUUUAUCAGUGAUUACCUCUGGAACCUGGUGAAUACAUCCUGGUGAAUAAGGCGGCUUUUGGCAAACAGUAAACAAUGUAGUAGAUAUUCCCAGAGGCAAGAAAUAUUUCAGUGGCUCCUUCUGUGUUAUGCUUUUUGGCAGAGCAGUAUUCUGGAGAGUGUUAACGGAAUAAAUACAGACUGAAGCAAAAUAAACAUUAAUACUAAUCACAAAAGGUGUUUUAUUAAUGUGAGAAGUAGAACUUCAAAACCAGUUUCCUAAGAGGUACCACCCAUGGGUAAGGGGAAAAAUGCAGGUCGCAGUCUGGGUAAGCCCUUCCUUAUGGGAUAAUAGAAAAGCAGCAUAAGCAAAGGUCCACCUGAGGUCUUCAAGUUGUACUGAUCAGUGUUCACUUACCUGCAGAUCAUCAGUCACAGAAGAGUGCCCCAUAAAUUUCUCUCCCUCUCAUCCCUCCCCAUCUGCACCUUGACAAACUUGCCAAGCAAAAAAUUAACCUGCCAAACCGUAUGAAUAAUACACAUUUCUAAGGAGGGCUCAGGGCUGCACUAUGUACAAAAUACUUCCACCUAUCCUGAUUUGGAGAUCAUUUCCUGAAGGUCCGUUCACUGCCAGAGGCCAGAAAAGACUUGC